AAGAUGUUAAUAUUGUUUUCUGUAAUGACCAUCUUGUCGGUGAUGAUAUCCAAGCCCCGCCCCUCAUUCCCAUCGUCCAAUCGGAUGCGAGCAAGAUCAACGUUCUUCCUGUUCGGCGUUUGACUGCUCAGCUGACUGACUGCAAUGAGGUUCCGUUUCUGUGGAGAUUUGGACUGCCCAGAUUGGGUACUUGCCGAAAUAAGCACAUUAGCAAAGAUUUCAAGUGUCAAAAUGAAACUCCUCUGUGCUCAAGUGCUGAAGGACUUGCUUGGGGAAGGCAUUGAUUAUGACAAAGUUGCAAAGCUUACUGCAGAUGCAAAGUUUGAGAGUGGAGACAUCAAAGCUAGUGUGGCAGUUCUCAGCUUCAUUUUCUCCAGUGCAGCAAAGCAUGAUGUUGACAGUGAAUCUCUGUCCAGUGAGCUGCAGCAGCUUGGUCUGCCUAAAGAACACACAACAGGCCUCUGCAAAUCAUAUGAAGACAAGCACUCUGCACUGCAAGACAAACUAAGAGAGACGAGCCUGAGGCUGGGGCGACUGGACGCUGUGUCCUGGCGUGUUGACUACACUCUGAGUUCCAGUGAGCUGAGGGAGGUGAAUGAACCAGUGAUUCAGCUAAAACUGCAAACACAAGGAGCAGUGUCAGGCUCCACAGAGACGACUGUUGUUUCUGUGUCGGCUGACAAGUUCAGAGUCAUGCUUGCAGAACUCAAGCAGGCCCAGACAAUGAUGAACGGACUGCAGUGAUGAGUGGACAAUGAAGUCAGACUUUCAAGAGUCAAGAGGUUUUUUUUUUAUUGAUGUCUGACCAACAAACAUGAUCCUGAUAGAUUAACAAGCUUACAUUUUGUACAGUAUAACUUAAGUCAUCUCAAAGGUCAUGUGAGUGACCAAUAAUUACUUGUAUUUUUCUACCACACACAUUAUCAAUACUGAAUGGACCAGUUUUGUAAUAUAUUGUAUAUUGAUACACACACACACACACUCUUUAAAUUGUGUUGAUAAUUUGUCUUAUGCCUUCAUAUGCUCAGAAAUAAAAUAAAAUGUGAAACACUGA
This is a messenger RNA of Scatophagus argus, 1054 nucleotides long. It is a transcript of the gene commd4, whose product is annotated as COMM domain containing 4. NCBI's taxonomy places the organism in Eukaryota, Metazoa, Chordata, Actinopteri, Scatophagidae. The transcript is spliced from 8 exons. The coding region runs from base 145 to 744 and encodes 199 amino acids. The record is from RefSeq and is a predicted model, not a curated record.